AUGAAGAUUUUCAUCAUCAUCAUCACGGCGAUAUGUGGACUCGCUGAAGCCUCGCCAGCUGUCACUGUUAGCAGUCCUAGCAUCUCUACAUCCAAAAUCUCAUCAGGCACUACUCUUGUGACGUCUACUUCAUCAAGUUCUUCACUUAAUACUACAUCUACAUCUUCUUCAUCUACCUCUACAACUUCAUCAGUCUCAAUCACGUGCACAUCUACACCCUUGCCUUCCAUUCUAGGCUUCACGGCUCUUUUAGACCCGCUCACGUACACCAAUAUACCAAUGAAGAGGACUGCUGUACCUUCAACAUGCUCUAUCAUCCCAACGAGUACCAAUUCAACAAGUGUCAUCUCAAGUACUACCACAGCUACAUCAACUCAUAGAUGUAUCGAUGGGCCUUGCGCCGCUCCAACGCCCACAUCGUGCUCAUUUUAUUCGUGUCUUGAUGGUGUUAUGGGCUGCGGAUCGAACGGAUAUCCGGCAGCUUAUGGUCUUUACUACUGCAACAGGUUCAUGACUGCCAUGGGAAAUAUGGAUGAUGCAGGGAAAAAAUGGAUAACAAGCACAAUGCUUUGCCUUCAAAAUUCCCUCCUAAAAUUCGGACAAGGUACCUCGAUCACAUGUGAUGCUCUCAAAGAUUAUGCUUUCGGGACCCAUGCGAAUUGUUACGUCCAAAAUGGAAUUUGCGAUCUUAGCGCUGCAGACUGGGCGGUUAUUGUGGAUACUGUAGGAUUUUCAAAUCUGUGGUCGAGCCUGAAUGCAGCAGGUCAGACUCUAUCGGCAAUGAGGCAAUGUGCAAACUUUUUCUUCUGGGCUGCAGGGCGUAAUCUUUGGCCAGCAAGUUGCCCGCUUCCGAACCCAUUCUGA
Molecule: messenger RNA, 864 nt
Organism: Sclerotinia borealis F-4128
Lineage: Eukaryota; Fungi; Ascomycota; Leotiomycetes; Helotiales; Sclerotiniaceae
Source: the annotation of a GenBank genome assembly